Molecule: messenger RNA, 555 nt
Organism: Dioscorea cayenensis subsp. rotundata (Guinea yam)
Lineage: Eukaryota; Viridiplantae; Streptophyta; Magnoliopsida; Dioscoreales; Dioscoreaceae
Product: zinc-finger homeodomain protein 8-like
Exons: 1
Coding region: 115-555 (146 amino acids)
Biological process (GO): regulation of DNA-templated transcription; regulation of developmental process
Cellular component (GO): nucleus
Molecular function (GO): transcription cis-regulatory region binding; DNA-binding transcription factor activity
Source: RefSeq, a predicted model, not a curated record
ACUAAAAUAGUAAUUGUGCAUUCUCUUCUUGUCCUAUAUAAAGCUUUCCUUCUGACAUUGUAAUGUGUAGUUCUUGUGAGAGAAAAAGAGAUACAUAAGGAAGUAGCAAGAAAUAUGGCUAACUUUGAUAUGGCUAACUUUCAAGAGUGCAUGAGAAAUUUCGCUGCUCAGACUGGAGGUUUUGUGAGGGAUGGUUGCCAACAAUACCUAGAAAAUCCAACAGCACCAGAGCCAAACACAUGUGCAGCUUGUGGUUGUCAUCGUAACUUUCAUCGCAUGGUAAUUAUAAGAAAUCAUGUUCAUGGCCCAAACAAUGAAGCAGGCAACAAUGAGCAAAACAAUGUUCUACAAGUUGAGAAUCCUAACGAGAGGCUCCCUCGAACACGCUUCAGUGAUUACCAAAGGCAUAGAAUGAACCAGUAUGCAGGCCAGCUUCAUUGGAUAAUGCCAAGGAGUGCUGUUGGAAAUGCAGAGCUAGCAAGCUUUUGUGCGGAAAUUGGAAUUACUCGACAUAGUUUUCAAAUUUGGAUGAAUAAUCAAAGGAACAGACGCUAG